AACGAUAUAAGAACAAGGACGUUCGAUUUGCGUGUGACCGACGUUCCUUGUUUUGGAUUCGACGAGUUCCCUAAACAAAAAGCCACCGCUUCAUUAGAGUGCCAUGGCACGUACAAAACAGACCGCCCGUAAAUCCACCGGUGGCAAAGCCCCCAGGAAACAGCUGGCCACAAAGGCGGCCAGGAAGAGUGCGCCCUCCACUGGUGGAGUCAAGAAGCCCCACAGAUACCGUCCUGGAACUGUAGCUCUUCGUGAGAUCCGUCGGUACCAGAAGUCCACCGAGUUGCUGAUCCGCAAGCUUCCGUUCCAGCGUCUGGUUCGUGAGAUCGCUCAGGACUUCAAAACUGACUUGCGUUUUCAGAGCGCUGCCAUUGGAGCCUUGCAGGAGGCAAGUGAAGCAUACUUGGUCGGUCUGUUUGAGGACACCAACUUGUGUGCCAUCCAUGCCAAACGUGUCACCAUCAUGCCCAAAGACAUCCAGCUGGCACGUCGAAUCCGUGGAGAGCGUGCUUAAACUCUUUAUUAAUUACUCUACUUUUUUGUGUGGGGGAAUAUAUGGGGAAGAGGUUUGAUGCGUGGGUGGGUCGGGAGGGAGGGAGGGGCAUCAA
Xyrauchen texanus (razorback sucker) is the source of this 608-nucleotide messenger RNA. It is a transcript of the gene h3f3d, whose product is annotated as H3 histone, family 3D. The transcript has 4 exons. Bases 104 to 514 code for a protein of 136 amino acids. Gene Ontology annotation, cellular component: nucleosome. NCBI's taxonomy places the organism in Eukaryota, Metazoa, Chordata, Actinopteri, Cypriniformes, Catostomidae. The record is from RefSeq and is a predicted model, not a curated record. Gene Ontology annotation, molecular function: DNA binding; structural constituent of chromatin; protein heterodimerization activity.